This is a messenger RNA of Stereum hirsutum FP-91666 SS1, 960 nucleotides long. RefSeq names its product GDSL lipase/acylhydrolase. NCBI's taxonomy places the organism in Eukaryota, Fungi, Basidiomycota, Agaricomycetes, Russulales, Stereaceae. The transcript has 6 exons. Bases 7 to 960 code for a protein of 317 amino acids. The record is from RefSeq and is a predicted model, not a curated record. Gene Ontology annotation, molecular function: hydrolase activity, acting on ester bonds.
ACGAGGAUGCUCCUCACCGCCCUUAGCCUCGCCUCUCUCAUCGUUCCAGGCAUCAGUGCUCUAGGGCCACCAGCCAACUUUAUCAAGAACAUUGUCACAUUUGGAGAUUCCUACUCGGAUAUUGUGAGCGUCGGGGACGGAGGCACGGCUUGGCCGGUAUACCUCGCUGGCUACGCCAACCUCACAUUGUUCCCGUUCGCAAAAAGUGGUGCGGUGUGCAACCAGAGCCUCACUCCUAGAUCGGCAUUCCCAGCUGUGGUUCAGGAUGAGCUUCCGGCAUAUCUCGACUCGGUCGAUGUUGGGAAUAUUACCGGGAGUGCGAAUGAUACGUUGUUCACGUUGUGGAUUGGUACCAAUGACGUCGGGCCAAACACUCUCCUCACUGGAGGCCAAACCAACGGCGUUACCAUCGUCGACACGACCGCAUGCGCAGUCAACGUCCUCCAGACACUGUACGAUAGCGGAGCGAGGAACUUCCUCUUCCAAAAUAUGGUCCCAUUUGAGCUCCUCGUUCUCUACCAAGUCGACUCUUACCCGAAUCGGUUUUGGACACAACCGCGCAACACAACCGAGUGGAAUCUAUUUGUUCGAGAACUGGGUGUCUCUGGGAAUGAGAUUGGUGAAUUGAUGCUCAGGCUCCUGGCCGCAUCUCUUCCAGAUGCCCACAUCGGUCUUUUCGACUCCCACUCACUGUUCGAGGACAUCGUCGCCAACCCAGCAUCGUUCCUGAACGGUACUGCGCCUUUCAACACAACGGGAUGUGUCCACUCGUGCGUGUUUACCGAGGGUGAAAGUACGUCGGAUACGGAUGAUUGUAUUCUCGUCAAUGGGACAGACAGAGACAGUUACGUUUGGUUCGACGAGCUCCACCCAUCUGAGCAGUCCGACCGGAUUGUCGCACGACAAAUCGCCAACACGCUACAAGGACUGGGGAGCAACUACACGACGUGGUUUAGUUGA